This is a messenger RNA of Stegodyphus dumicola, 5039 nucleotides long. RefSeq lists its product as uncharacterized. Lineage: Eukaryota; Metazoa; Arthropoda; Arachnida; Araneae; Eresidae. Gene Ontology annotation, biological process: anatomical structure development; regulation of transcription by RNA polymerase II. The record is from RefSeq and is a predicted model, not a curated record. Gene Ontology annotation, molecular function: RNA polymerase II cis-regulatory region sequence-specific DNA binding; DNA-binding transcription factor activity, RNA polymerase II-specific.
CUAUGUUCCCUUUGGUGGGAAAUACUGCAUUGUCUCCUAGGUCCUAGUUAAUAGAACCUAAGAACAAAGCUACAGACGUGCAUUUGAAGCUCCAGAUGCGAAUGCUGUUAAAACUGUGACCUGGAUCAUUAGUUUACAGAAGAACAUGCAGACUAAAUGGCAGCUAAAUAUUUCGGAGAGGUUUCUGAGAAGGCGCACCUCAUUAUUCAAGUGUGGCUAUUUUUAUCGGAGUUGGAACUCGUUUUAAUAGCUGACAACGAUCCCUGCAGUCGCUAUCGAAUGCGUCGCCAUUCCGAAGAUGAAGACGAGGAACGGCCCAAUCCGCGAACGGGACAGCGGGGGCGGAUCGCGUGGCGGGCGGAGCUGGGAUUUUACGUCACGGCCAAUGGAAAGGUCCCUCGGAAUCCGGCCGAGAGGGACGCAGCCAGUGGUCCGUAGUACAAGUCCCGGUGCCGUAGGAUUCGGGUGUCCCACGAAGUUUGGAUUAACAGCGCCGCUCUUACCCGAGUGCUGUUUUCAAUUUCUUCUUCUGGAUUCCGCCACACAAAGAGAAUUACGGGGCCACAGGAUUUCGUUUCUGCGCAGGCACUACACAGAAAGAGAGGGAUGUCCCGUGGAGGUCAUUUUAAGGAAGACUGGCUCUUACCCGCGUUAUAGAUGGGGAAAACCACGAAAACGCCCAUGCAGCCAGCCCGUUUGUCGAGACUCGAACCCCAGACCGAACUACCAGUGUUUAGCGGCUUUUACCGUUCUGCUGGUGAUCGGCAACGAUGCGCAGGUGAGAUUUGAGUCGGAUGUGGAUCGUCGGAUGCAAGAGGAGAUGUAUGGGGACAUGACUGGGGUGAUGAUGACCAAUCUGGUGUCAUCUUCCCCCGGUCACCAGAUGCAGGCGGACGCUGACUCCAAAAAGAAACAUUCAAGCAGUAUCAAUUACUUACCAUCCUUGGAUCUGGAAUCGAAUCCUGGAGUGGAAAACAUUCAGCCCAAAAUGGGGAGGUCCAAUUCCUCCGAGUCCCAGUCAUCCAGUCAUGGUGGGGUGAACCAGCUUGGUGGCGUGUUUGUGAACGGUCGCCCCUUGCCGGACAUGGUAAGGCAGCGGAUAGUCGAGCUUGCUCACCAGGGGGUCAGACCAUGCGACAUCAGCAGGCAGCUCAGGGUCUCGCACGGAUGCGUCUCCAAAAUACUCGGAAGGUACUACGAAACGGGUUCCAUCAAACCGGGAGUCAUUGGAGGAAGCAAACCAAAAGUGGCCACCCCUAAAGUGGUAGACGCCAUAGCCAAUUACAAAAAACAAAACCCAACCAUGUUCGCUUGGGAAAUCAGGGACCGGCUUUUAGCCGAUGGAAUUUGUGAUCAAGACAACAUACCUUCUGUCAGCUCCAUCAACAGGAUUGUGCGUAACAAAGCUGCUGAGAAAGCAAAACAUGUGGUGACGUCCAGUUCCAAUAGUCCUAGCCCUCAAAUGACUUCCACGGUUAUUGUCACCUCACAUCCAGACCAAAGGCCUUCCUACUCCAUCAAUGGAAUUCUUGGAAUUCCAAACCCCCUGGAGGACAACGGUAGCAAUAAAAGGAAAAGAGACGACAGAGAUAACACCGAACAACUAGUUGCCGAAUCUCGAGAAGUGGCUCUGCAUCAUCAACAACAAGAGGAGGAGGAGGAAGAAGCGAAAAGACAAAGGACGCAGUACAAUGGCGACCAGCUAUACAAUACGCAGCAGAUGUGGUCGAAGUGGGCGAAACAGGAUGACCUGCAGAAGUCUAUGUUAGUUGAACUGAGUGGUGCACCCUCGCCAUUAUCCAAUGGAGGCCUCCACUACGCCACUUUGCAGCAACCUCAAUACACCCCCGAUCCUACGUUCGCCGACCAUCUCAAGCAGGAGAUGGUUGCUUAUGACGUUGGAUUAACAUCUCAUGUACAGACGACGGCAGUAUACUCACCUCCUUUAGGAAGUGGUUCUCUGACUCCUCUCACUCCCAUCAGCAUGCAAGAGGUGAAGCAACAACUCGUUAUAAAUCCGGGAAAUGUUCUCGACAAUCCUUAUGCUACAGUUGGCAGCGCGGGCGAUGUUUGUGGGGGAAGCCCUUCUCCUGCCAAAGCCGAACUCAGUGAAGGAACUUCCGCUUUGACUGUGCUACAGCCAGUGCACAGUCCCCUUAGCCCCAACGCCACCUACACUCCUUUACCUUCCUUCUCUCAGUAUCCCUCGGUGACGAGCAUGACCGUGCCAGGGACCGGUGUUGCAUCUAUUCCAGGUACAGAGUACUCAUAUGCUUCUCCAUAUACCCAGUACUCCACAGCAGCGUACGGUGCUUACGGAUAUACCACAAAUAGCAUCGUCACUGAUCCAUCUUAUUACUACACCAGCCGUCCGGCUGCGAGCAAUAACUCCGUCCUAACGACCACGCCGUCGCUCAGCCCGGAUGUGUACAAGGACAGAUGCUAACCAAAGGGACUUCAGUCUCCGUGGCUACCUCAAAGCAACCUACUUAGUCAUCCAGCUGACAAUCCAAAGUUAUUUUUGUAGGAGGAGGAUGUAUAUAAAUUAAGAACAUCGCGACAUAAUUUCACCAUUCAUCGUAUCACUGUCUUUCAAGGUCCAUGAUGGCCCUCGAAAGUAGGAAGCUGGAGCUCCGAAAUGCCCAGCUGUUGAAUUGACUACAAAGUUGCUGUUUUUAGUCAAUUGGAUAAAUUCUUUUGAUAAGCACCACACGUCGACCCACCAAAGAUGUUCUGAAAAAAACCAUUGCGCAUUUUUGGGUGAUUUGAUUCCGAGAUCUGCGAAGAUGACAUUAAAAGUUGAUGAUUCGGAAUUAGUUGAGACCUCCGAGCAGGAAGUAGGUUUCAGUUUUCCAAAAGAGGAAAUCGAGAUUAAGAAAAGACUGUUUUCUCACAGAUUAGAAACUCAUUGAAAAUAAUCUCUGUUUAUUACGUUUCAUCCUCUACUUAGAAAUAAUCUAACAAAAAUCAUGGAUGAAAGAAAAUUUCUGAAUGAAGCUACAUAAUGCGCACUGUCAAUGAUUGUAGAGUUAUUAUGGAUCACAACAUUGAGUCAUCAAAAUAUUCUCGAGUUGUAAUCAUGAGCAAAUCGGAAGCCUUGUAAUUUAUAGUAUCUCGAAUUUUUAUUUUCCACUUCCGAAAUAAUUGCUCAUUGGAAAACAAGGAGAUAGACAGUGGAAUAAAGAUUUAAAACAGGAAAAAAAUAGAGACCUGUGUGAAUAUAUAUAUGCUUCAUAUUUUUCCGCCGAAGGAUUCAUCUGGAUACACUCAAUGAUCUCUUCAUUUUAUUAGAGCGAGACCGGAAACGAUAGAGACAUUUCCGACUCGCACGCCACCUGAUGAGGACUUUUCAAUGUUGCAAACAAAAGAUGGACUACGCUCGUCCGGUCUUUUUUUUAAUCUGCAUACCAAAGAGAUUUUUAAUAUUUUGUUCAGUUUUUAGUGUCGCUUUUUUGUAAUUUUUAUUUUUUGUAUUAUUAUGGAAUAUCGGGCGAGACCUUUGGACAUUAUUAAAGACUAUAUUUGUGAUUUUGAAAUUUUUUUUUUUUUUUACUCGCAUAGAGAUGCGCCCUUUAAUGUAUUAUUGUCAUAGAAAAUAUGUUUUUGUUGAUCGAAAAACCAAAAGCUUUGUCUUCCGUGUAUUAUAGUCAACUGUAUUUAUAGUAGUAUUUUUUCUUUUCUUCAGUUCAGUUCAGCUGAAAAGCUUUAUUUUUUAAGAUUCUCUGAUAUAAGCGUUUUGGGACUGCCUUUACUGAUUUAGAAUCUGUAUAGUGCACAUUGAAUGCACAAGUUUUUCAAGAAUUCAAUUAAAAUUUUUAAGGAGGUGAAGAACAUAAUAGAAUUUAUAGGUAUUUUUUUUAUAAAUCCCUUUUGAGAAUGAUAUUUCUUUCUUUGUAUAAUGUUUAUCAAAUUAUUUAUAAUUUUUAAAAAGAAGCGCUACCAUUCUUGGCUGAGUAAAGACAAUUAAUGUCAAAAUUUUUCCCUAACCUUCACUGAUUAUAUAUUUUAUUAAUUCAAAUAAUGACAAUGCAGAAUCAUCAGUAGUAUACUUUUAAAAGUAUAAUCAGUUUUAUGUUCUUUAGGUACGUGAAACUGAGAAAUAUUAUUCAUUUCAAUAGUGUAGUUAAAUUCUAAACCAUUCUGGCAUUUGCAAGUGAUUUGAUGAUCAAUUUGUGUACUUUACAGCAUAGAAGUAAUUAAAGUAACUUAACAAAGAAAAAAAAUUGUAUUUCUUCAGCUGUUUAAAAUGAAACAGUACAGUUACAUGAUACUGAAAUUCGAAACGUGAAUCGGUUAUAAAAAUGAAGUAAUUUUAGAUAAUAACUGAUUUUUGUUUUACUAUAAACAAAGACACAUUGAAGAAAAAGAAUAUUAAUUUGUCUUGGUAAAUAUGACUUACAUAGAAUUACACAUAUACAUGUAAAAAGUCCUUAAACUUUUAUUUUCUUUGCAAUGUAGACUUCUGAAAAAGUGUAAGCAGCAUUAAAUCUUUUCUUUGCGGUUUGUUUUUAUUCUUCACCUCUAAUGUCUGUAAUAAUAGAUAGUUCAAAAUGGCGGUCUUCCCAAAACGUCGUGUACUUAAAAGCGUGUAUAAUGUGUUCCAAAAUGGCUCAUUUACUUAAACAAGCGCGAAAAAUUCUUAUUGUUAUUUAUUGUGUAAACAUUGUCUAUUUUUGUACAUUGCACCAUUGAUCCCCGCACAGAGGGUUUCGCUAUUUGCACAAGUCCUUUUGUUUACCAGUCACGAAGUCGUAACAGAUGCCAGCAUUGCCGGUGUUAAUUGUAAAGAAAGAAUUAAAUUUAUUUCUGCCUACUUGAUGUUUUAAUGUAUUGUUGAAGAACGAAGAAUAAUUAAUAUUUUUGAACUCAGAUGACAAAUAUUUUAUAACAAAAGUGGGCAUGUAGGCAUCUUUUACGAAUCGAUCCCCCCGUAGGACAAGCGACGUUUGUGUCCAGCGAUUGUUCUAUUUAAGACUGAACAAAUGUUUUGCUCUGCUCAAUCAUUUCUAGAAAUAAAUAUAUUUCACUCAUUUUGUAGA